Messenger RNA from Thermothelomyces thermophilus ATCC 42464, 174 nucleotides. RefSeq lists its product as uncharacterized. NCBI's taxonomy places the organism in Eukaryota, Fungi, Ascomycota, Sordariomycetes, Sordariales, Chaetomiaceae. The transcript has a single exon. The record is from RefSeq and is a predicted model, not a curated record. The annotation marks the transcript as partial.
UAUCUCGACGAUAUACUUAUCUUCUCUAAGACAAUAAACGAACACCGGAAGUACGUAAAAGUAGUAUUAGAUGUACUAUACGUAUAUAAACUAUUAGUUAAUAAGGAAAAGAGCGAAUUCUACAUUAGGAAAACGGUGUUUCUAGGAUAUAAAAUAUCCCUAGGACAAAUCUAG